CAGAGAGGGACGGAGACAGAGAGCAGUGUCGGUGGGGAGCAGCCAGAGGUAUGUCUUCCUCUGGAAGUUAGUAUCAACAGCAGUGGCUGAAGCCAGGCCGUGCACAGAGCAGCGGGAACCCCUUUACACCUCCACACCUAGAGCGCGUGCAUCUGCCCCUCCUCUCCACUCCUGCUGCGGUUGUUUCCAGCCGCUGUCUGGCCGCAGCGGUCCGCCUGGAACAUCUCCGAUGUACCGCGGCGGCUGCCAGCAGGCGUCUGGAGCCUCCCACCCGCCACACGGUGCAAUGCAACACAGGCAAGUACUCCCAGGGUGUCCCGCUACGGCUAACGGAGCUCUUUAAUACAUGGGAGGUAAAAGCCAUGACAUGCCGAGUCACAUCUGGGGCCUCAGUGCGGAUGUUUUUUUGCUAACUCCCGGCCGUUGGUACAUGUUUCUUCCGUUCACUUGUAAAGGGAGCUUCCCCUGGUUAACUGUCGUUUCCCUGCUGCUGUGGGCUGUUUUUGGGGAAUUCAUGGCAUAUUAAAGUAACGUGAAAGCCUUCAAGCAAGAAGACAGAGAAAGGAUACACAGUUGGCGUUUUCUCUUGAAGGAAUUACAGUAUCUGCUCUGAGCACCACCGGUUGAACACAGCCGUUAUUGGAACCGUUACAGGAGUUGAAUUCUUUUAAGUGGUUUGGGAGAAAGGCGUGUUCUUCCAUGUUAAUAACUUAUUCUUUAAAGUUUCUCGUGUUUUGGACCGUUUCAUCAACAUGGUGAUCUUCAACGGGCAGCUGAAGAUCAAGAUCUGCGAGGCGCUGGACCUCAAACCGACGGCGUGGUCCCUACGUCACGCCGUCGGCCCCAAAACCCAGACGUUUCUCCUGGACACAUACAUCGCCCUUAACGUGGACGACUCACGCGUGGGCCAAACCUCAACCAAGCAGAAGACCAACAGCCCCGCUUGGAAUGACGAGUUCACUACGGAGGUCCACGACGGCUGCAAAAUUGAGCUGUCCGUCUUCCAUGAUGCACCCAUUGGAUACGACGACUUUGUGGCCAACUGCAUCAUCCAGUUCGAGGACAUCCUGCACAACGGGAGCAAGCACUUCGAGGACUGGAUUGACCUGGAGCCAGAGGGGAAGGUGUACGUUGUGAUUGACCUAUCAGGAUCUUCCAGUGAAGCUGCUGCAGGCUCCCCAGAAAAUGAAGAAAGGGUGUUUCGGCAGAGGAUGCGUCCCAGAAAGCGUCAGGGUGCUGUUCGUCGAAGGGUCCACCAGGUUAAUGGACACAAGUUUAUGGCCACCUACCUGAGACAGCCCACCUACUGCUCCCACUGCAGGGACUUCAUCUGGGGCGUCUUAGGAAAGCAGGGCUACCAGUGUCAAGUCUGCACCUGUGUGGUCCAUAAGCGCUGUCAUGAGCUCAUCAUCACAAAGUGUGCAGGCAUGAAGAAGCAGGAGGACGCAGUUGGAGAGCCAGUCGGGUCUCAGAGGUUCAGCGUCAACGUGCCGCACAAGUUCAGCAUCCACAACUUUAAAGUUCUCACCUUCUGUGACCACUGUGGCAGUCUGCUGUGGGGUCUGCUGCGACAGGGACUGCAAUGUAAAGUGUGUAAAGUGAAUGUACACAGGCGCUGUGAGAGUAAUGUAGCCCCUAACUGUGGUGUGGAUGCCAGAGGGAUCGCGAAAGUCCUCUCUGACCUCGGGGUCACACCAGACAAAAUCUCCAACAGCGCCCAGAGACGGAAAAAGCUUUCUCAGGGUCAGGAUCCUGUGCAGCCACUAUCAGGGACGCCUAAGACAGAAGACGAUCGCUGUAAGUCAGCCCCCACCUCACCAUGUGACCAAGAUGCAAAAGAGCUAGAGAACAUCCGGAAAGCUCUCUCAUUUGACCACAGAGGAGAAGAGCACAAACCGCACCCCCUUUCCUCUGCCUCAUCUGUAGCUACGGUAACAGAGAACAGGCAUGGAGCUGGAGGAGGAGAAGUGGGCGGCGUUGCGGUGGAGGUCAAAGGAAGCCGGGAGAACGGAGAAGUCAAAGGUCACACCGCUCCUGAAAUCAAGAGGAUGAACCUGCAUGACUUUGUGUUCAUCAAAGUCCUGGGAAAAGGCAGCUUUGGAAAGGUGAUGCUGGCUGAGCUGAAAGGCAGUGACGAGGUUUAUGCUGUCAAAGUGUUAAAGAAAGACGUGAUCCUCCAGGAUGAUGAUGUGGACUGCACUCUGACAGAGAAACGGAUCCUUGCCCUGGCCAGAAAACACCCGUACCUGACACAGCUCUUUUGCUGCUUCCAGACUAAGGACCGGUUGUUCUUUGUGAUGGAGUAUGUGAAUGGAGGUGACCUGAUGUUUCAGAUUCAGCGAUCAAGGAAGUUUGAUGAAGCUCGAUCUCGUUUUUAUGCUGCUGAAGUCACGUCUGCGUUGAUGUUCUUGCACCGACAUGGAGUCAUAUACAGGGACUUGAAAUUGGACAACAUACUGUUGGAUGCUGAAGGUCACUGUAAGCUUGCAGACUUUGGGAUGUGCAAGGAGGGCAUCCUAAAUGGAGUCACGACAACCACCUUCUGUGGGACGCCAGAUUACAUCGCACCUGAGAUCCUUCAAGAGCUGGAGUACGGCCCAUCAGUUGACUGGUGGGCUCUGGGAGUGCUGAUGUAUGAGAUGAUGGCAGGCCAGCCACCGUUUGAAGCUGAUAAUGAAGAUGAUCUGUUUGAGUCCAUUCUCCAUGAUGACGUCCUCUACCCUGUCUGGCUCAGCAAGGAGGCUGUGUCUAUUCUAAAAGCUUUCAUGACUAAGAGUCCUAAUAAGCGUCUAGGCUGUGUGGUUGCUCAGGGUCUGGAGGAGGCCAUUAAAAUCCAUCCUUUCUUCAGAGAGAUCGACUGGACACUGCUGGAGCAGAGGAAGAUCAGACCUCCAUUUAAACCACGCAUUAAAACCAAAAGGGAUGUGAAUAAUUUUGACCAGGACUUUACACGAGAAGAGCCUGUCUUGACGCCUGUGGACAACAACAUCAUCAAGCAGAUCAACCAAGAUGAGUUUAAAGGAUUCUCCUACUUUGGAGAUGAGACUGUGGCCUAGACACAAACCCACUGACACAUAAACACAACAAACAAAACAUGCAUUAACACACCAAAUACAAGUAAGGAGAAAAAAGAUGGCCACUACAGAGAGGCCUCCUGUACUGCUCCAGGUUCCAACCACUCCAGGAAUUAUACUAAACCAUUCACAUCUAUCUUUAAGGAUUUUGUGCUCUUGUUGUUUGUACAUCUGUGCAUAUCCCAUCAAAAUGAAUGCUCGAGCAGCAUGUGAGCAGGUCAGAAACAGUAAGUAAUGACAAAUUCUCCUUCACUUGGUCUGGAUACAUUUCUGCAAGGCAAACAGAGGACUGAAUGUUUUCAGAGGGGUGUAGGUCAUUGACUGUUGUGGUGUGUGUAUGAGAGAGAUAAUGUGUGUACUAGCAAGCCUGCAUGUGUAGCUGUAUACCUCUGGAAAGAGUAAGACAGUAAUUUCUAUACAUGAUGUGAUGUAUCCUGUGUCCGUCUCUGUGCUUAAAGAAUUUAUCUCUUCCCUUAAAUUUUAUGUGAGUUUAAAAGAUUAACCAAGGAUUGUAUUUAGAGAGAAAAGUCCUAAAAGUUAGUUCUCUAUAAAAGGAAAUGCAAAAAAUCAGGGUUUUUCUCUGGUGAAAUCAUGAUAGAAAUAGAUAUGUCUCUCCAUUACUUUGAAUUUUAGAGUCACUUAAAUGUUAGAUUAAAAAGAUGCACCAAAAAGAGUGACAAUUUGUCUUUUUAUUUCAGCUUUUUUAAUGCAGAGAAAGGAUUAAGGUAUUUAUUUUCUCCUCAUAUUUUAGCUUUUCUACACCUCAGCAAUCACUCUCAUUAUUAAGAAACAAACGGUACCACAGCCACCAGCUAACAAACCUGCAGUAGUUCCACACUGAAGUGUCUAGAGUUGUGUGCACUUAUACUUUAGUGUUUUCCAUAUAGUUUGAUCCUUUAAUAGAGAUAGUUGUCCAAUGAAGCCAUAUGACAUUUAUCUAAAUUUUCUAAAGGGAUCCCCUGGAAAAAAAUGACAUUGAAAUGCCUUUGUGUGUGCUCAGUGAUUGUGUAACUGAUUACUGUACUUGACAUGACAAACCAAACCCCCAUGAUUCCACAUGAAUGUGGUAGCAAAUGUGACUGACUGUGAUAAACUGAAUGUAUUUUGUGUUUAUGUAUGUUUCAUAAUGUUUUUUCUUUAAUUUAAAAUAGCUUUUUGUUUUUCUAGCUGUGUUGUUUUUACUGGAUUGUCCUGUUGUUUCAGACAUUUUAGAAAUCUUAAGAUUUUGCCAGAUCAAAAACUCCCAGUCAUAUGUUCGAUCACCUUUGUUCAGCCCGGGCUUACAAACUUCUAACAAUUCUAAUACAGCAGCCGCACCAAGACACAACAUAUGAAGAUGUAGUUACUGCCUGGCAUCAGUUUGAUUAUUGCAGCUGCCUCACAGCAAGGAGGUUCAGUGCCUUUCUGUGUAGAGUUUGUUCCCCCUGUGCAUGUGUGGGUUCUCUCUGGGCACUCCUACUUCCUCCUACAGUCCAAAAACAUGCUUGCUGAGUUAAUACAUGACUGAAUUUUUAGUGUUAAUGCCUGGGGAUUUGUCUCAGCCCUGUGAUUGAGAGGCACCCAGUCCAGGCUGUACCCUGCCUCUCAUCAAUUGACUCUAUCACUGAACCUUUCAAUUAAAGCUUUAUAAGAAAAGGUUUUAUCGAGGGAUGCACAGUAUGGGAUUUUUGCAGAUAUUCGAUAUGCCAAUAUUUGCAGAUUAAUUUUGGCCGAUACCAAUACAAAUGAACAAAUUUAGGUUCCCAAAACAGGCUUAAAGUGUAAGGAAUGAUGAUAAAUAAAGAUCCUAAAACUCUACAAAAUUAUUGGUGUGGUUGCCAAUAUUUACAGCUGAUAUAGGCUGAGUUUUAAAUCGAAAAUAUCAGUUGUAAAUAUCCACAGAAAUGUUCAAAUCUACCAAUAUCAUGCUGAUAAUAAUGUGCAUCAUUUUUGUAUUGUUAUUAAAAGCCUGUGGUUUUGUUGUAGUAUUGUAGAUUACACAACUGAAAUAGAAGUUAUCUACCUAAACACUAAAUCUGACUUUCAAACAGAUUCCACCUAAGAUGGACCUUUUGGUUAUAAAUCUCAUCCAUUUUUAAAACAGUUAUCAACCAAAACCACCACAGCAGGUGGACUUAGGUCACACUAUUCUACACUCUCUGAACUUAAAAAAAAGGCGAAGAAGACAUCCAGAAAUAAUGCCAGAGGAGUAUGUAACAUGUCCUACUAUAAAGCUUAAGGCCCCUGAACUAGCUGCUGUUUUUGACUAGUUGGCAGUAAUCCAAAAAGAAAGGUGAAACAGUAUUUAAACUAGCAUACAGAUGUUAAUAUAUUCUGCAGGUUAGGUUGAUGACUCUAGUAAACUGAAAUGAAAUCAAAACAUGUCAAAGAAUUUCAGUGUGCAAUUCUCUGGAAAAAGUUUACAUUUUUUUUUUCUUAUACUUCUUCACCUUUCUUAUAAUUUUCUCUUGCCUGUUUUUUGUCCUCUUUGACUCAUCCACUUCUCUGUGCCUCGUUUUGGUCACAUGUGAGAAAUAUUUCCCCCUCACACAGUCAGUUAACCAGUGUCAGCCUGUGUCUGAAACAUUCCCUCCAAUGACAUCCAUGACAUUGGAAGAAUAACCUGAAGGGUUACUGUAGGAAAAUAAAAUGUUGACCUAACUGGUACAGCAAGUGUAGAAAGUAAUCCAGCACUAUUCAAAACACUGUAUUAGCCAUUAUGUUUUGCUGUGCGCCAGGUGAAGAGCAUCUUAUGUAAGGUUCAAGGUGUCUUUAUUUGUACCUAAAGAGGUCAGUUAGUGCAGACAGGAAUUUUGAAUUGACAUUUGACAUAAACUAACAUUAAAAUGUAAAACAAACAUCAAUGAUUAAAUCAAGCCCUGAUAAAGUGCUUCAAAGAGUCUGAAAUAGCAAAUAUAAUAUCCUCGUGGAGUUAGUGCAUAACCUUGUGCUGGUUUUGUUGAGAAGAGCUAUAGCUGCAGGUACAAAAGUGUCCCUGUAGUGUUUUAGAGCAUAGAAUCCAAAAGUCAGAGUUUAGAGGAUGAGAACAGUGGUGGAGAUAGGUUGAUAGGUUGAGUUGAGGCUCAUCUGUAAGCUUAUUUGCUCACUUCACAGCUAAGCAUUUUUUUUUUUAAAGAUAGGUUACCAGAUCAAGAAACAUAGGAAAAGACAAGGAAUAUUCAAUAAAAGCUUCAACAUCAAAGUUUAAUUGAUGUGAAAACAAAUGAGUUUCCAAAAACAAAAUAGAUGCUGAUGGGCUUUUUUUUUUACAGACUGCCUUACAAUUCUAGUUAAAGACCUGUUUGGAGUCUAUAACUUCCAAGGCAUUCAUGUUGUGAAACCAUGUAAUGCAGGUAACACAAGAUUUUAGUGGGCCCUAAUUACCUAGUGGUGUAAUGGUAUUGAGUGGUAAUUAUCUAGUAAUUUCUCAAGAAUAAGGUGUAAUUACAUCGUAAUAAAUUGGUAUUUUACCAAGAAUAACUUUGGAAAUAUGGUCAUAUUAAGGAAGUAUUCAUCUAGUAAUAAUGUAUUAAUUAUCAAGUGAGUCUUCUUGAUAUUUAUUCGAUAUCACUUGGUAAAAUACAUCCUUAUUACCAGAAAAUUGAUACAGUAUUAUAAGGGUUAGGUUCAGGGGUCAGAGGGUAAGGGCUAGGGUAAAAUACCAACAAAUCACCACAGAAUCGACACAGUAUUACAAGGGUUAGGUGGAUAGAAUUGGGGUAAAAUGCCACCUAUUUACCAGAGAAUUGCUACAGUAUUAUGAGGAAUUACUUGAUAACUUCUAUAUUAUUACAAGGUAAAUAAUUCCUUGAUAUUACUGAGUUAUUUUUUGGUAAAAUGCCAUCUUAUUACUAGGUAAUUACCACUUUAUUCUUGAGAAAUUAUGAAAUAAUUACACUUGUCACAAUGAAUUAGGGCCCUCUAAAAUGAAGUGCUACUACAGUUUAUAAAAACAAUGUGGUUAUUGUCUUCAGGUUACAUAGCAUUAUGUGUUGGUGGCAUGCCAUAUUUAAAGCAAUGUUACCACUGAUUUUAAAACUGUUUUUAUGUAGGUGUUCUAAUAAUACUUCCUUUCCAUUACUUGACAAACUUUGUACACAACACCCCAGACAUUAUUAUUAGCUGCAAACUCAAGCAUUUUUUUCUCUGAAAUUAUUAAGAGCACAUGUGUUGCUUAUGUUUUAAAAAUACAUAUGUAACUGUAAAGUACUCAUUUAAACUGAAGAUAAAUUGAUAAAAUAUAUCCUUGUUGUUACAAACCUAGCCUCGCAGUUUUGGUCCAUAAACAGGUGUGGAUUAUUUUUAAGUAUUACGUCCAUUUACUGCCACCAACAUGCAGCAGUCUUGGAAGUAUAACUUUAUUCUCCAUAUCCUGAGAUACAAAGAAAGAAAGAUGUUCUCCCUUCACUUAUUUCCAUCUGCCUUGCCCUAGCACUCUAGUGCAUGACACUGUGUAGCGUUAAAUCAUAGCAGGUGCUGUAGCGGUAAUAAUGGGAGUAGAUGUCUGAUACAGUCACCAUACAUGGACACACAUUAAAGUUUAACACCAGUUAAACAGUUUUAAAACCCAGCAGCCUCCACAUAAACAGACUCUUCAGCCCAUUAUUACUCUUUUCUUCUCUUUCCAUAAUGUGUCUCUUGAUAUGUGUCUGUUUAGUUUUCAUAUUAGAACAUUUUGACUGGAUUGCACACUGCAACCCAGGAGGGAUGUUGUCUCCCUGAAGUCCUCAUAGCUGAAUGACACAUUUUCCAUUCAUAGUCCCUUUAAGUAUUUGUUUUUAUGUAAAGAUACAACAAAGGAAUUUGUGUGAAAAGUUAGAGAAUCAAGUAGAAAUCAGCUUUCACAUCAGUCAUGAUAGAAAUAGUGAGCUAAAUUCUAACAGAGUCAAACAUCUUCCUCAGUCAUAUGCAGAGUAUAACUAUGUUUUUAGUUUCAGUCCCUGUAUUUGUGAAGCUUUGUUUGUACAUGUCAUAUAUCCUAUGGUUUUUUCAUAUGAUUUCCCUUCAUUUGUGUUCGUGCAAUUUUUUUUUCCUUUUCGCUGUGUGCCAAAUGUACUGUAUUUUUCAAAGAUGUGAAGGUGCAUUUUGAUUUUGAAACAAAUUAAAAAUCAUGAUG
Messenger RNA from Cheilinus undulatus (humphead wrasse), 8169 nucleotides. Its product is annotated as protein kinase C epsilon type-like. Gene Ontology annotation, molecular function: ATP binding; diacylglycerol-dependent serine/threonine kinase activity. NCBI's taxonomy places the organism in Eukaryota, Metazoa, Chordata, Actinopteri, Labriformes, Labridae. Gene Ontology annotation, biological process: protein phosphorylation. The record is from RefSeq and is a predicted model, not a curated record. The transcript is spliced from 15 exons. Bases 753 to 3056 code for a protein of 767 amino acids.